Molecule: messenger RNA, 804 nt
Organism: Aspergillus fijiensis CBS 313.89
Lineage: Eukaryota; Fungi; Ascomycota; Eurotiomycetes; Eurotiales; Aspergillaceae
Product: RTA1 domain-containing protein
Exons: 2
Coding region: 1-804 (267 amino acids)
Cellular component (GO): membrane
Source: RefSeq, a predicted model, not a curated record
AUGGUUGACAGUACGAACAUCUACGGCUUCGACCCCAGCGUGGGAGCAGCAGUCGUGGCAGCGCUGCUCUUCGGAAGCAGCAGUCUUUUACACUGCUACCAGACCUGGAAAUAUCGCGCCCCUUUUUUCCUCGUCUUCAUCGUCGGCGCCAUCAUGAUGACCAUCGGGUACAUCACCCGUACCAUCUCCGCCCAAUCCCCAGACAGAUUGACCCCCUACAUCAUCCAAUAUAUCUGCAUCCUCCUCCCUCCCUCGCUCUACGCCGCCUCAAUCUACAUGCUCUACGGCCGCAUUGUCCUCCUCGUCCACCAACCCGCUUUGUCGAUCAUCGCCCCUACCAAAGUCACCAAGAUCUUCGUCCUGGGCGACACCCUCUCCUUCCUAACCCAGCUCGGCGGGGGGUCAAUGAUGUGCUCGACCUCCACGGCCCAAACCGGCCAAAAGGUCCUGAUCGUCGGGCUGAUCAUUCAGCUCUUCUCCUUCGGACUGUUCUUCCUCACGGCUGUGAUGUUCGAAAUGCGGUUGCGCAAAAUGAUGCUGUUCCGCAGACGAACGCACUGGCGCACGCUGCUAUACUUCUGCUUCGUGGCUGCGGCGCUGAUCAUCCUGCGGUGCGUGUACCGGGUGAUCGAGGCCGCGCAGGGGGCGGGCGGGUUCUUGGCCACACACGAGGCGUAUAUCUACUGCUUCGAUGCGCUGCCCAUGUAUGUGGUGCAGGCGGUGUUUCAUCUGUGUCCGCCGGGGAAGGCGUUGCGGCCAUCCGAAGGGGAGGGUACCUAUGGGGAGAUGGAGGAGUUGAAGUAG